This is a messenger RNA of Strongylus vulgaris, 210 nucleotides long. Lineage: Eukaryota; Metazoa; Nematoda; Chromadorea; Rhabditida; Strongylidae. The record is from the annotation of a GenBank genome assembly.
AUGGUCUUUCGUUUCAUCAGAGCGUUACUCAACAACGAGAAGGUGAUUCAGGAGUUAUCCGAAUCAGCACCAAUUCGAGCACUCGCUCGUGCUAUCGUCAGAGGAGGGAAGUCGUUAGAAGAUAAAGUGCAGAAGCUGGAUGUAGGAUCACGUGUAGAAGCGCUUAAGAAGAUCUACGAGGAGGAGUACAAGAAGGCUUUGAAAAAAUAG